GGUCUGGCCAGGCGGCUUUAUUGUGCUCUCCCUUAGUCAGCAUGGAGGAUGUGAGGGUGUCCAAUGUGGAGGUGUGUAACCUGGCUUACAUAGGAGACUUGGAGGGGCUGCAAAGCAGGAUCAGCGCAGACAGGUGUCUGGCCAACGUGAAGGACCAGGUAAAUGAAAAGCAAACAAUGGCAUACAUUAGGGAACACUUUGCUGGAAGUCCAGUACCUGUACACUGCCUCUCUGGCUGGCUGAGCAUCAUUAGAGUUCAGAUCCUUUACAUAUGAAGUCCAGUACCUGUACACUGCAUCUCUGGCUGGCUGAGCAUCAUUAGAGUUCAAAUCCUUUACAUAUGAAGUCCAGUACCUGUACACUGCCUCUCUGGCUGGCUGAGCAUCUUUAGAGUUCAGAUCCUUUACAUAUGAAGUCCAGUACCUGUACACUGCCUCUCUGGUUGGCUGAGCAUCAUUAGAGUUCAAAUUCUUUACAUAUGAAGUCCAGUACCUGUACACUGCAUCUCUGGCUGGCUGAGCAUCAUUAGAGUUCAAAUCCUUUACAUAUGAAGUCCAGUACCUGUACACUGCAUCUCUGGCUGGCUGAGCAUCAUUAGAGUUCAGAUCCUUUACAUAUGAAGUCCAGUACCUGUACACUGCCUCUCUGGUUGGCUGAGCAUCAUUAGAGUUCAAAUUCUUUACAUAUGAAGUCCAGCACCUGUACACUGCCUCUCUGGCUGGCUGAGCAUCAUUAGAGUUCAGAUCCUUCCCAUAUAGAAUGCCAGAUGUUAGCCUCACAUCAGCCAUCACCAGAUAUGAAGUCCAGCACCUGUACACUGCAUCUCUGGCUGGCUGAGCAUGAUUGGAGUUCAGAUCCUUUACAUAUGGCGUGCCAGAGGUUAGCCUCACCUCAGCCAUCACCAGAUAUUUCUGACAGUAUUGCAGCAUAGACCUGUAAAAGGUCUUAACAACAAUAUAUUUACACACAGUAUAUGGCUACUUGUGAUACAGUGGCAUUUACCCAACAUAUAAAUAAUUCACCCAAUAAUACAAUAUUUGGUCAUAAAGAAAAUACAGAUUGGUGGAAUGUCAGUUUAUGCUAAUGAACAGCAUACCUGUACUUCCUUUAAAACCAAAUGUUGUGGGCCUGAUUCUACCUGCAAACCUGUGCCAGUGUUGUGGCUUCUUUUAGUAAUUUUGUGUAAUUAAUGGGGGGACCUACUCCCAAGGUAUGUAUUUUAAGUCUGAUAAGGGCAGGGGUUUCUGAUAGGUAUAUUGAAUAUUUUGGGGAGUAUCCUGGUUGACUGAGAAAUCUCACCUACUUUUUGGGCUCCUGCAGAAGCGUUCUCGGAUUCUAAGCAAAAUUCAUGGUUCAUUCAGUGAUGUCUAGUGGUUUAGGUCCUGAUGCAGCAAAGCAACCCAAAUCCCGGUAGGUGUGACUAAGGCUUAAAUUGCCUAUAACGUUUUGUUUUUUUUUAAAUAUAACUUCUACAUAGAGCAUUGUUUGGGUACUAUUGAGGAUUAUCAAGAAGCUAUUGUCAAUAUUGAGAACAAGACCUUCCUGGCUGAGACCAAGAUUAAUAAACUUUGCUGAUCCAAUGCACACUUAUAGGGAAGUUUUGGGAUACUAGUGUGCAUAUCAAAUGCAGAACAGUGUUGAUUCUGUUCUCAAAGGGAAGCGCCUGUAAUUGUUGUCAGGAAGAAAGCCACUAGUGAAAUCAUUGCCGUUUCUACAAAAUUACAAUGUAUUAUAUAGCAGGGUUAAACCAAAAAUGCAUUUAGAUCACUGGAUUGAGAUGAAGUGGUCUGUGUGCAUGGAGUGGUCCUUAACAGAGAUAACAUUCAUGUCCAGGUGGCAAGAAUACCCAAGAUGCUUUAUUGAACACAAGGACUAGCCUCCAAUAUCCCCAAAUAUACAUAGUGACACAGCUUCACCCCUUACAUAAAAUCAAUCACCAAAUCCUGUCGCUUUCACUUUAAAAACAUUUCUCACGUUCACCCCUUUCUCACUCAUAAACUCAACUAAGACACUUGUCCAUGCUCUUGUUUCCCACCUUGAUUUUUUGUAACCCUGAAAAGAUUGCCCCCUCAAUAGUCUGUAAUAUACAACUCUGCCCAUCUCAUGUAUCCACCCCUCGUUCAGUUUCUACACUCGCUUCCUGGUUCACUUAGGAUUUGGUUCAAAGUUCUUCUGUUUACUUGCAAAACUCUCCAUAACCAUGCCCCUAGUUAUGGAGAGCUUACUUUCCUUUGUGUACAAAAACUAGGGGGUUAUAAGGGAAACAGAGUAUAAUUGUGGUGCUACUAUCACCUAGUGUGAAUCACUCCAACACACCAAAAAUCAAAUAUAGUGCAGAAAAUAAAAUUUGGUGAGAGCACUCAAUACAUGCAAAUACAAUAUUUUACCAGAACUUGUUUGAUGAAAUAUCUAAAAACAUAAGACAUAAAAACAUAGAGUAAUAUUGUUUAAAAUAUGUGCAAAUGUUUACGUGUGACUGGUUAAACUCACAUAUUGCUGAGUCACUUAAAAAGCUGACUCAGACUUAAGGCUUGUGUGGAGAUGAGAAUUUAUUCAAUUCUGGACGUCUUGUAUCAAUCCCAAUGAAUCCGCACUGGAAGCACUUCUUUAGAAUCACUCCAAAAGGCAGGAUCCAAUACAAACUGAUUUUAUUGUUAAAAAAUCACUACAUAUAAUAGAUACAAAUAAAAAUGUCCUUAUAAUUUACCACGACGCGUUUCGGCAAUAUCAGCCUUUCUCAAGUGGUCUGGUUUCAUCAUCUCCAUCUUCUUCCUUAUAUUUCAAAUCUUAGCGCCCUUUUUCGGCGUUCUCCUGUGGCUUCCGCUUUCGUCAUCAAUCUGCGUCUGUAACAUUCAUUGCGUCUAGACGUUUUCAUCUACGUCACCAACGUCAUGACGUUUUCCGGUUGCCGAAACCGGAGGUAUUAUCGCCGCCAUUUUGGAAAGUCCUUUUAAGUCCUAAUGCCAGUCUCUUGCAUAUUUACACCUAUAUAUUUAUACAUAUUAACGAACAACUGGAUACUUUCCGGUUGCCGAAACCGGAAGUAUUAUCGGCACCAUUUUGAAAAGUCCGUUUAGACCAUACUGUCAGUCUCUUGCACAUUUAUACAUAUAUACUCGACAUAUUAACAAAAAGAUAAGACAUACCAUAAAUAAAAAACGUUCAAAGUUAGACCUCUCAAAAUAAAUCUGAAAAGAGGUGCUUCCAACCUAUUAAAAAGAGGGGGAAUAAGACACAUAUAUUUAAAAUCUUAAUAUAAUCUUAAAAUUAAAUAUAUAAAUUUGUAAACACCAUAUAGAUUAUAAAAAACAUAUAUAAAAAUCCAAUAAAAAAUCCUAAAAGAUCAAAAGUACUACUAGAUUACAUAAAGGACUAUAUGUAUGAAUUAAUCUCAAAAUCAAUAUUCAAACCAUUUGGGGACAGUGAUUCCAUAUUAAAAAUCCACUUCAUCUCACUUUUACUGAGGAGGCUCUCUAUAUCGCCCCCUCUCCAAUGGGUCUUCACAGCCUCUAUUCCUAAAAAUUCAAAUCCAUUAAUAUUUCCUCCAUGAACUUCCAAAAAAUGUUUGGAAACAUUAUGUAGAGCAAAUUUUCUGUUAAUAUUAUAGAUAUGUUCCCUAAUCCUUAUUUUUAAUAAUCUAGAGGUUUUUCCAAUAUACUGUAAACCACAGGGACAAACUAUCAUAUAUAUCACAUUUUUUGAAUUACAUGUUAUAAAAGAUUUUAUCUCAUGUGUUUUCUUAUUUUGGAAAGAAGUAAACUUAGUAACAUUUUUAUUCUUCUUAUUUCUCAAAAUACAGCCUCUACAUGUUCCACAAUAGUAGAAGCCUUUUUCUUUCUUAAACAUAGAUGAAAUUUGCAGGUUUCUUUCUUUAUCUAUAAAACUUGAAGUUAAAACUUGUUUAAUAUUUUUCGCACCUCUAAAAAUCACUUUAGGUUGGAUUCCCAAAUACGGAUGAAUAUCUUGAUCUUGUUCUAAAAUAUACCAGUUCCUCUUUAUAAUUUUUUGUAAUUGAUUACUAUGAGAACUAUAGUUAAGAAUAAUCGGUACAGUCUUUUUAUCUUCUUUUUGUUCUUUUAUUUUAUAUUUUAAAAGAUUUUCUCUUAAUUCCUGUCCUACUUCAUUUUUUAUAUUAAUUAAGGAGUCUUGGUUAUACCCUUUUUCAACUAAUUGCUUAAUUAACACUCCUGUUUGUUCUUCAUACUGUACCGAUUCUGUGCAGUUACGCUUUAUUCUUAAAAACUGUCCUUUGGGUAUAUUAGUCAACCAGGGUUUAAAAUGGCAACUCUUUAAAUUAAUAAAACUUUUAACAUCUACAGCUUUAAAAAAAGUUUUACUCUUAAUCUUAUUUUCUUCUAUAUAAAUACUUAAAUCUAAAAAAUUAACAAUUUUAGUACUGAUCUCCCAAGUUAGAUUAAUAUUCCAAUUAUUCUUAUUCAAAUCAUUUAAAAAGCUUUUUAAAGUUUCUUGUAUACCCUUCCAUAUUAAAAAAAAAUAUCAUCUAUGUAUCUUUUGUAGAGGACCAGACUUGUCCCGAGCUCUGGAUUGGAGAAAAUUUCAGAUUCCUCCCAAUACGCCAUAAACAAAUUAGCAUAGCUCGGGGCAAAUCUGGUCCCCAUAGCUGUUCCCUUGGUUUGUAAAUAAAAAUUCUUCUCAAACCAAAAUAAAUUAUUAAAAAGGAUCAAUUGGAUACCCUCUAUAAUGAAAUCAAUCUGCUCAGGGCUCAGAUCUGUAUCUUUUUUAAAAAAUGUCUCGCAGCCUCACAACCCUUCUCAUGUUCGAUAAUGGUAUAGAGGCUGCUGACAUCACAGGUCACCAUAAUUAAACCUUCUUCCCAAUUAAAACUAUUUAAAAUUUGUAAAAGUGACAUAGUAUCUUUCAAAUAUGAAGGACACCUUUUCACAGGAUCCUGUAAAAAUUGAUCUAAAAACUGUGAUAGGGGUGAUAACAGGGAGCCAAUUCCCGACACGAUUGGUCUCCCGGGGGGAUUCUCUAUAUUUUUGUGUACCUUUGGUAAAACAUAUAAAACUGGAAUUCUCGGGAACUUUACAUUAAGAAAAUCAUAUUCUUUUUUGUUUAAUAUCCCUAGUUCUAACCCUUGAUUUAUAAAUCUGUUCAGUUUUUUCUUUAUAUCUUCUAAAGGGUUUUUCUGUAAUAACAAAUAUGUUUCCUGAUCUUGUAAUUGUUCAAAAAUUACUUUAAGAUAUUGUUCCUUUUUCCAUAUAACAACACCCACCCCCCUUAUCGGCAGGUUUAAUAACAAUCGAGGAAUUUUUCUUUAAAUCUUGUAAUGCUUUUCUUUCACUUUUGGUUAAAUUAUUUUUCUGUUCUUUAAUAGGCUUAAUUUUCGUCAUUUCUUUAAUAAAAACCUUUUCAAAAAUUUUCAUAGCAUCUGAUUUUAAAUAGCUAGGAAAGAAAUUAGAUUUAUUCUUAAGAGUCGUAUGUUUAAAUUUAUUUAUCACCCCUAUCACAGUUUUUAGAUCAAUUCUGCAUGACCUUUCACCUUACCGUAGGACAAAUUUUGGUUGGAUUGCAACGAAAAUUAGUUAGUAAUUUCAUGCUGGAAAUGGAAUUAUGCUGCCUUGGUGAAAAAUCAGAAAUGCAAACUUAACAGUAGGAUAUGCUUGAUGGUUCUUAUGUCAAUUAUCUUCCAAGUACUGUAUACAUAUUCUAGUUUUUCCUUAUAGUUGAGGGAAUUUGAAUCGCACGUAGACUUCAGUUCUGACAAUUAUAAUUUUAUUGCUCCUGACGACGGCGUGCUGAAACGCCGAAACGCGCGUCGAGCUUUACUUUAUUUUUCUUUAUAAUUUUAAUCACUUUUGGUAGCACUUAUGGAUUGAUUUAACAUUUUAGCUACUAGGACAGGUAGGGAGGAAGGUUCGGGUAGGCACUAGUGGUUAUCCACAGUGCCGAGGUAAAUAGGGACAGCAAUCUAUUUCCAGUGGCUCCUGUUUGGGCAUAGUUUUGGGUGUUUAAUUCUCCCUAUAGAUGCAUUUUUUUCCUCUUCUUUUUAGCCCAGUUCUGUGUUAUUUUACAUCUAUCAACCUGUGUUCUAUCUAUGAGGCUAUAGAUCAUAUGCAGCCUAGACCUGUAGUUAGAGGACUUGUCAGGCAUUUUUUCUAUGCUGAAUAUCUACUUUUGAUUUUGGAUGUGUAACUACACAUUCCCCUUUUUUUUACCUUAGUCUCCAUUAUUCUUUCCUGUCCUUUUACUCUGUCUUCCCUUAGGAUUAUUAAAGGUAGGGAUCCCUCCCCAUUCUAUUACUCUCAUGCCCAGGAUUUUUUUAGUCCCAUUUCUUGUUUUCUAUAUAAUAUAUUUUGUUAAAAUUAUCAAAUCAGUGCAUGGAUAGUCUUUCUACUUAGAACUGCUUAUUUUGUAUUAAGUAAUACUUCAUUUUUUAUGUCUUUAAACUUUAAGUGACAGAUGUGUGCGUCAUGCGCUCAAAAGAGUAAAUGAAUGGCAUAAAGAAAUGUAUUUUUUGUUUGACCGAUGUUUUGAGUGGGGUUAACAACAAUAGGAGUGGAGCCAAAUACCUUCAUAAUCCUUCACUGUUGAAAUAGCUAUUUUAUUGUUCAUUGUGUCAUGAUAUAGCUCUAGUACAUGUGUGUUGACAACCUUUGUCUUUUUUUUUCCUCCUUUAAGAUAUGCACUAUAUAUUACUAAAGUUCGUAAACUGACAUUUUAGCAUUUUAAUUCCAAGUUUGCCACACUGUAACUUUAAAUUGGGUAUUCGAUAAGGCUAUUGCAUCACUGAAUGGCCAUAACUUUCUGUGCUGUUUGGCUGUUCAUAUGCUACACACAGUGCUUCUUGACUUUCCAACAAAUUAUUUAGAAAGCAUUAACAAGUCAAGUUUAUUACAACUCAGAAAAAAAAAAUUCAUCCAUUUUUUUUUCUAUAGUUAAAUUAUUACACUUUUUAUUUUUUCUUCUGAAAGUGCAUGCAAUAUUUUCAGCAUAAGGCUCAAAGUCAAACAGUGCAAUUUCUUGAAUAUAUUCUUUCAAAAUGUAUGUAGAAAUGUGCGUUUAACAAUAAAUAAAAUAUGCCUUCUCUCCUUUUUGUUUAGGAUGAUCGGACACCGCUGCACUGGGCUUGCUCUGCAGGACACACAAGCAUAGUGGAAUAUUUACUGCGAAUUGGUGUUCCAGUUGAUGAAAAAGAUGAUGUAAGUUGCUUUUCUAAAAAUUUAUUUUAGUAUUUUUGUGAUCCAAGUGCAAUGAGUGAAUUUAUGAUGCUAAUUAAAAUUUGGAAAUACAAUAUUAAAUAUCCAAAAAUAGCAGCAACCCAAUAAGUGCUUAGACGUAAAAAGCACUCUCAUAAAAACACUACAAAAAAAAUUAGGUGCGCUGUGCCUUUAAAUAUAAAUUUCUACUAUAAAAUGAAGUGCAAUUAUUUUUUUAAUGAAAAAGUGCAGUAUAUUGGAAAAAGUGCAGUUUACUUUACUGAGAAGUGUAAACAAGUUUACAAAAAUAUGUGAUACACCCUUUUUAUCUCAUUGGUACAAUCAGCAGAAAUUCACAGUAAUGACCUAGAAAUUAUAGAAGGAAAAAAAUAAAAAAUAUAUAUAUAUAUAUUUUUUUUUUAAUUGUUUUUUUGUUAUUAAUUCUUUUAUUUUUUGGUGAUAAGCUAUAAGCUGAUUUUUAUGCAGACACACUUAUUUUUUUUUUUUUUUACAUUCUUCUAUUUUUUUCCUUCAUAAAAUACAGGCUUAUCUUAAUAUAAGUUCAUCUUGUCUUUUAUUAAUGAAGGAUAAAUAUUAAAUAUUUUUUUAGUUUUGUAUAAUUACAUCUUUUUAGUAUAAUGCAUCAUUUUUGUUUGCAAAUUAGGAUGAUGUAUAUAAUCUUUUGUAUGGAAGAUAUAUAUGGUCAUUUAUACAAACUCUUUGAUUAUAAUGGUCUGGACUAUUAGUUUAUUGUUUAAAUGUCUCUGUAUUUAUUGUUGUGGGUUUUAUUUUUUGUGUUUUUUUUUAUUUUUAUUUUUUGUUUUUUUUAUUUAUUAUAUUCUCUUACAAUUAUUGAAUUUGAUGCAUUGAAUUUUCCACAGUGAGGAAUAAUGGUUAUAUAUUUUCAUACAACGGUAUUUGCAUGGAUAAGCAGGAUUUGCCAAACUAAAAAACUGUUAACCAUAUCAAUGUCUUUGUAGAGAUGAGAUCGUUAACAGCAAUUCAAAUAAUGCUUAACACUAAACAUAUUGGACAACUAAUGAAGACAUGAAACUUGUGGGAAGACAAACUUUUCACUAACACUUGGCCUGUGAGUCGUUUAUUUUUCCCCAUUCCAGAGUUAUUUAAUGUUAUUUUUAUUUUCCUUGCAGGCAGGAUGGACUCCUCUACAUAUUGCGUCUUCUGCUGGCCGCAGUGAUAUUGUGAAAGCCCUGAUUGAGAAAGGUGCUCAAGUAAAUGCUACAAACCAGAAUGGCUGUACCCCUCUACAUUACGCAGCGUCCAAGAACAAACAUGAGGUACCCCAGGCAGAGCUGACGUUUGCACUAUACCUGAAACAAUAGCUCACUGCUAAGUUUUGUAUAACGCAAAUAUUUGGGGUAACAAUAUUUACUGUAUAUGUCAGAGCCAAAUUAAUUUUAGUGCUGGUGGAGCUCAGGGGUGUGGACUUUUGUUUGUUUGUUUGUUGUUUGUUUGUUUUUUGUUAAAAUAUACCCUUGUCCAAGAGAAUAAAGUAGUAGCCCAGUCAAUUUGUCCUGACACAAUGUAAUUUCAGUUACAUAGAUUAGGAACCCUUCCAAGACAUUGACUGCUAAACUCAGAAUUUUUACAAAUUAAAUCUGAAUGGAAAAACAGAGGCAAAAAUCACUGAUCUGGAAAAAUUAUAUAACACCGCUACAGCAUCAACAUGGUUUGUUUUGCUAUUUGAAUUUAUUUAGCAAACAUGCUGAGUUUUGUGAAUUUCCCAGAGUGUUUUGCUGUCUGCCCUCUCAUACUCUCUCCCUUUGUUAUAGUGUGUGGUGGUGCUCUGUAUAGCCCCCCUAUAGCUUGGCUCUUUGCAGGUAUGGGGAUACUAAUCCAAUGGGGGAGGGUCAUACUCCAUGGUGGUCUAGCAGUGGUUAACUCUAGUGGGAUUCGUGGUCUUGGUAAUGCUUUGUUUUGGUGGAUGCUUGGUGUUGAGGAGCUGAUGCAGACCUUAGUAAUCGCUCUUUAAUGGUCUCAGCAUUCGGUUAGUCAGAAUGCAAGCUAAAAGCCUCCAGAGGCUGUGCUCUGACUCACUAGAGAGCAAUGGACCGCAAGUGAGCAAUUACCUGACUCACUAGAGAGCAAUGGACCGCAAGUGAGUAGUUACUGAGGGCUAUACCCACCGGAGGAGCAGAACUAACACUACCUGUUCCUGGUAUAAAUAACCCCCCACCGCAGGACUAAAAGAAUUAAAACAACUGCUUGUGCCGGGGAAUAUCAUUUUCACAUCCCUGAACCUAAAACUUCCAAUAAGCUCAGACCAUUGUUCUUUUGUUUAUUUAACCCCAAAUUGCCUUCAAUCUUUUCUCUUUUCUCUCUCUUUUUUUUUUUUUUUUAAAUGCACAGAUUUUGCAAAUGUAAGGAUGUGAGUGCUGGGGAUAGCUUAGCACAGUGCUUACAUCUCAUCAUUACUGUCCAAAGUAAAAAAACAAACAAAAUUAAACUCUUUGUUCGGAUAAGCUGAAAGGCACUGCAACAUAACCAUUCCAGUAAGCUAAUGUGGUUAUGGUGUGUAGUAUGUCCCUUUUAAAGGAACACUAUAAUGAUAGGAAUACAAAUCUGUUUUCCUAACAUUUUAGUGCUUUUGUCUCCUGUGUAUGUUUUUAAAAAUUAACUAAAGGACUUACUCCCCUUUUUCCAGCACCCAGGCUCCUUUAGCACUGCUCAUCUCUCCACCUCGUGUGACUUCCAUGAGAAGGCAUGACCUCCUCUACGAUGGUCUAAUUCAAUGCUUUGAGUGAUGCUAUUGGCUGUUAGUAUGACCGCUACUAGAAGAUAAUUUAAACCUGCAAAUGAUGAUGUGGUCUGGGUUACUUUAGUGGCCCUUUAAGUUAAUAAACCCUAAUAAUGUAUAGUCACUGACAUACAUUCCGUUUCUGGCCCUUCUAGUCUCAAUUCUAUGUUUCUCUUGCAGAUUGCUCUAAUGCUACUAGAAAAUGGUGCUUCACCUGAUGCAAAAGACAAAUUGGAGUCAACACCACUGCACCGUGCAGCUUCCAAAGGCAACCUAAAGAUAGUUCAGUUACUUCUAGAACACAAAGCAUCAACAAAUAUUCAGGACACAGAAGGAAACACUCCCCUGUAAGUCAUUCUGCAUGUAGUGGGUUUAUUAACUGUGAGUGAACCAUAGAUAAUGCGAAUAACUGUGAGAAAAUGUUAAAAACAUGUUGUAUUUGAUAAACCUUUUCUCUGGCUAACUUAUCCUUCACUUUAUACACUCAACCUAAUCCUGGAUAUUAUUUGUUAGUAUUUUUUGUAUUGUCCUAUUGUUGUUUACCAGUAGAUAGCUGCACCUUUAAUUUCACCUCACUCAUCAAAAUUGGUGUGUACAGGUAGACAGCACAUUUUCAAUAGGUCAACUUGAACUCUUAAUUUAUAGAUCCAUCCCGCUUCUAUCUAUUUUAAAGGAGCACUCCAAGCACCAUGACCACCACAGUCCCUCUCCCAUUCUAAAAGAGUUUUUUUUUGUUUUGUUUUUUUACCUGGAACCCACCAAGAGUCAUUCCCUGCCUUCACUACUACUAACAGAGAGUUGUAAACUUAACUCUGAGCAAAUAACAGACAUAAAGUGGGAAAAAAACACCCAAUAGGCGUACAAAAAAUUUAAGUACAACCUGGAAGAGUAAAUCCAGGUCAGAUAAAUUCUAUGAAGAAAUGUAAACGAAUCUAAAAUAAUAAAAACAUAUCAUAGUGUAACACAAUAAUAGAUAUGUGUGAAUUAUGUGGUGCUGGUAGCAAACUCACAAACGUAGGUGGAAAGCAGGCUUCUCACCCCACCUGGGGUUAAAUAUAAUGUGGAGUUGAUAGCAGAUCCUAAUGAUGAGAAUAUCUUCAAAGAGAUAGAGGGAAAAAGGCCAUACAUGGUGAAGUAUGUAUGAAACUAAAAAACAAUUUAUUUGAAUGGACUUACAAACAGGUAGGUUUAACAGGCAUAUCUCCACUACAAGUGGAAUAAAACCGCAGCGUGGUUGGUCUGGAGAUGAUCCAACUCUGGCCGCAGGGAAAAUAAAGAAAUAUACAAAUAAAAACAGGAUUAAAACAAAUGAAAGUCCAUAAAUCCAACGCGUUUCAUCCAAGGAGUAGAAAGGACUUCUUCAAGGAUAUAAGAUGAUUCUUCCAAUGAGGACCUUCUUAUACUCGUGGUAAUUGUUCUUAAUUCAAUCCUCCGGUGGCGUGUGUUGCACUGACAUACUUCCUGUAGCGUCCCGGCAAAUGGCUUGCACAUGCGUGGUAGAAAACAUGAGUUCCCCUCCCUUCAUUCCGAAAUAUUAAUUCAUGUCCAUCUCACACUCUUUCCUUGUUUGGCUCAGAUUGUAUACAUGCAGUCUGAGCCUGGAGUGUGAUCCCAUCAAAUGCUCAAUACCUUAAAAUAUGUUUCUCAAUGGCAGAUGACAUACUCCAGGCACAUAAAGCACGUAAGCAAGCUGAAGUACUUUGUGUCUGGAGUGUUCCUUUUAAUGGAACACUAUAGGGUCAGGAACACAAACAUGUAUUCCUGACCCUAUAGUGUUUAACCCACCAUUUAGGUGGCUUGCCCUCCUUUAGCCACCCCUAUAAAAAAAGUUUAAAACUCACCUUAUUUCCAGCGAAGCGCAGGUCCGCCAGCGCUGGCUUCGCUCCAUUUGUGAUAUCAUCAAAAUGGCCAAUUUUUAGCCAAUCCAAUGCUUUCCCAUAGGGAAAGCAUUGGAUUGGCUAAAAUCGGCACAGGGCAGGGCCAAAUGCAGUUUUGGCCAAUCAAGACCUCCUCUUAGAGAUGCAUUGAUUCAGUGCAUCUCUAUGAGGAAAAUUCAGCUUCUCCAUGCAGAGCGUGUGGAUGCUGAACGUCCGUGCUGCUUUUUGUUUUGGCAGCACUGACUCAGGAAGCACCUUUAGUGGCCAUCUUAGGAGUGGCCACUUGGAGGUGUCCCUAGAUGCAAUGUAAACACGUUUUUUUGUUUACAUGAAUAAAACCUUAAGGGAACUAUUAUAAUCACCAGAACAACCACAUUAAGCUGUAAUUGUUCUGGUGACUAUAGUGUCCCUUUAAUCUGUAAUUUUUAAUCGUACAAAUUUUAGUCUAUCACUGAUGCAAAAUUGAAUUGAUUUAUCUUAUGUGUCUAAAUAAACAUUCAACUAAGUGUGUUUUAUUUUGUUUUGUUAGCCAUCUUGCCUGUGAUGAAGAAAGGAUUGAUGAGGCUAAGUUUUUGGUGGAACGUGGCGCAAGUAUUUAUAUUGAAAACAAAGAGGAAAAGACUCCAUUGCAAGUAGCCAAGGGGGGUCUAGGAAUCUUCCUGAGGAGAAUAGUGGAAGGAUAGUUACCUUCUCUAUGACAAGUAUUUGGACUGCAUUAUGCAAUAGGUUUUUAAUUUGGAAGCUUUUGUGGUGUGACCCUAAACCGUAUCUGAUUCAGAAAUAAAAUAAAAUGGAGAACUGUAUUUUUUUUACUGCUUGGAAAUAUCAGUCACUAUGUUUUAACAAUAAAUUGCCAAUUUGACACAUUUGGGAAAACCUAUACAAACUUUUGAAUUGUAGGAUGUUUGGUUACACCAAUGCGUAAAUAUGCUGCUAAAAGAAAUUGGCAUAGCCCAUUUUUUAUCAAGUUUUAUUUAUACAGAUGGGUUUACUUGGCACACACAAGGUCCAGAUGGGAGGCCUUUAGUCUCCACUCCAUCUUCAUGUUUGUAGCCAAACGACACAGGAAAUUAAUAUGUGGUAAUUUUAUUAAAAUCUUACAAAUAUUUUUAAAUAUGUGCGGUUCUACACUUUUCAUCUAUCAAAUAUACAUCCUCAGGGUCCAUAACAAUAAAAACACAAACUAACAAUAACCCUACCCAUCUCUGUGUCUCUUUAAAUAGCAUCCAUAUUCUGAGGGCAACUUCCCACACUCAGCUGUUUCCGUCCUGCAGAUCACCUUCCUCUUGAUGUAACAUCUCCGUUAUCUGGCAACAUCCAAUGCAAGUCCCUGUGAGCCGCACCCCCAUUCUCCUCCAGAUGAAAUGUUAUAUGGUCCCCGACCAUAUACUUUACAUUAUGUGAAUUUUUAUCUGUGGGAUCAGUUUUCUGCUAGCUAGCAGCUAGUCGUUUCAUUGCUUUGUUAUAGUAGAUAACGCUUAAUGUUUUUAGUGUCUUUCUGUUAUUGACAGUUGGUCGGUGUGAAUAUCUGCCUUUUCUCAAGCAAUGCGAAGGGAAAGUUGUUUUGAAGGUGUG
This is a messenger RNA of Pelobates cultripes (western spadefoot toad), 13370 nucleotides long. Lineage: Eukaryota; Metazoa; Chordata; Amphibia; Anura; Pelobatidae. The record is from the annotation of a GenBank genome assembly.